Bombus pyrosoma is the source of this 3518-nucleotide messenger RNA. RefSeq names its product atypical protein kinase C (gene aPKC). Lineage: Eukaryota; Metazoa; Arthropoda; Insecta; Hymenoptera; Apidae. The record is from RefSeq and is a predicted model, not a curated record. Gene Ontology annotation, molecular function: protein binding; ATP binding; protein serine/threonine kinase activity. The transcript has 8 exons. Gene Ontology annotation, biological process: establishment or maintenance of cell polarity; protein phosphorylation. The coding region runs from base 1065 to 3380 and encodes 771 amino acids.
AUAAUUAAAAAUGCCAAUAGAAACCAACAAAAAGCCGUUUUCCGUUAAAACGUAAGAAAAUAAAGCGCUUAUUAGAAGGAUGGAAUAAAUUGAUAAAAGUGCUAAUCAGAAGACGCAAUGGAAGAGUGAAAGGUGAACGCAGUGAAAGAAUAAUAAGACGAGGAGAGCACUACAGAAAAAGAAGAAACCAUAAUAAGCAAAGAAUAUUGAGGACGAGGAAGAGUUGAAAACAGAUAAGGGGGGGGAGGGUUGGGUAGUUUGUUGAAGAGGAAUCAGUCCUGUUUUCCAGAGUGUGCCUUUAUUCCAGCGUUUGCGCAUUUCGUGGAGUAAAGCGCGUCGGGCGGCGGCAGUAGUUAACGAAUCCCGCGACAGCAGUCGAUAUUCUUACGCGGACCGAUUAGCUACGAAGUUUUCUCACGCAAGUACGUUUGAACACUCAACUCAUACGCAUUCAGACAUUAGAAGAUAAUUUAUAAUUUGCCCAAAAAGACGCGUAAAGAAAACAAAACCGCGAAACGAACUAAAAGUACGAAGUAAAGAAAGCGAAAACUUCGAAUUGAGGCAAAAGAGAGAGAGAUAGUAUUAUACGUUGAUUAGCCUGAAACGUGGAACGAUAACAGAGCACUCCUCUCAGUUCGCGGUGGAAGAUUUCAAUGGUCGUCAAUUCAUGUCGAGAGCUGGUGACAUCACAGCUUUAACAAUCGCUGUCGAAGAGGUAGCAAAAGUGGCGAUAAACCAGCAUCGAUCGCGCUGACUCGUCGCAUUCUCAGCCGGGUUCUCCUGCAAGAGGUCGGGCCACGGGUAAAAGACGAGGACAGUGAUCAUCGGAGGAGCAAGAAGGAGAGAGACAAUCCGGGCAAAGAUAUCCAGUUGAAACGAGACAGAGAUAGAGAAAGAGCGUGCGCACCUACCUCUAGGAAGGAAAGUAGGGAAAAUUUGGGGUGGGAGUUAGAGGGUAGUAGCGAGCAAAAGACGGGAGCCAGUGGUGUAUUACUGCUGGACGAUAUUAGACAGCCAGGAUAGACGAAACAAAAAUACUUCAAGAUAAAUACUACUAAAUUAAAAUGGCGUGGGGAUAUUGGAGCGCAACGUCGGUCAGCGAUCGGGGUCGGUCGCCGCGUCGCGAGAAAGAUAAACAACAGCAUCAAACAUUGCAUCAGCACCAGCAACAACAGUAUCACCAAGCUGAGACGGGAAUUUCACAGGGAAUGUACGGUGUGCAGCAAGUGCAAGGUGAGCUCGCUGGCUCCUCUUCUGGCGUAUCUACAGGGCCUGGUGUCGCAGUGGAGGAACCACCCUGCAGUAUGAUGAUACAGGGUGGUUCCUUCUAUUCUUACUCCGCGGCUACAGCGGCUGCGGCUGCAGCUGCUGUUGGGCGAAGGAUUCCUGGCGUCGAAGGAGGACCCUCCACCUCGUCCACUGCUAUCCAAGUCCUGCCACGAGAUCGACCAAUUAAAUCGAGUACCAGCACCUACCCGCCGUCGCCCAGUAGCGACUCAGCGGAAUACGAACAGCCUAUUGCCGGUUUGAGAACAGAAUGUUCGCCUCAUAACAGUCCUCGUGACGAUAUAUUCGCGCAGCCUGGAACCUCCUCGUCUAGGAUUAAGUUACUCUGCGAUAAAGGCAUCGAUGAUACUUCUGAGGUUGAUAUCGAUGAGGUUACUGCAACAGAGAUGAUGUACGCGACCGCUAAUCGAGGUAUAGGGACUAGUACAUGUCGUGUUCACGGACCGUGUAAUCCUCAACCGGAUUCUGCACCGACUAUGCCAUCUUUGAUCGAUGAUACAAGCGGAUCUUCGCAGUUUUGGUUCAACGACAUCACCUGGGUUUUUCCUAAUGUGCCGCCUGCGCCAGGAAUGCCCUGUCAGGGAGAAGACAGAAGCAUCUACAGACGCGGCGCUCGUAGAUGGAGGAAGCUGUACCGAGUGAAUGGUCAUAUAUUUCAGGCGAAACGUUUCAAUCGGCGAGCGUUUUGCGCGUUCUGCCAGGAUCGGAUUUGGGGACUAGGUCGGCAGGGGUUCAAAUGUAUUCAGUGCAAGCUACUAGUGCACAAGAAAUGUCACAAGGUGGUGCGCAAACCAUGCUUGAGUGUGCAACAGCAACAACAACAGCAGAUGCCAAGCACCGAAUCGCAGACGAUCGACAGAAACGGCGAUCAACAACAGCUUGAUUCUGUUCAAUGCAGCCCAGUAGCUCAUCUAGAGGAUGAGAUACCAGAGUCGCCAAUUAUUGAGGAGCAUUCACGCAAUCGAACUGGAAGUGAAGAAAGGGAAGAAUUGCCGUUGGAUACAUUAAAUGAUGCUGAUAAUUCAAAUGAUAUGCAGAGGCAAUACUCGUUAAAUGAUUUCGAACUGAUUAGGGUAAUCGGUCGUGGUUCCUAUGCGAAAGUUUUGAUGGUUGAAUUGAAGCGUACAAAGAGGAUUUACGCGAUGAAAGUAAUUAAGAAGGCCUUAGUAACUGAUGACGAAGACAUCGAUUGGGUGCAAACGGAAAAACACGUGUUCGAAACCGCCUCGAAUCAUCCUUUCCUUGUCGGACUUCACUCAUGCUUUCAGACACCCUCUCGUCUGUUCUUCGUGAUCGAGUUUGUACGCGGUGGUGAUCUGAUGUUCCAUAUGCAACGACAACGCCGUCUUCCGGAAGAACAUGCUCGAUUUUAUGCAGCUGAAAUUAGUCUCGCUUUGAACUUUUUGCACGAAAAAGGUAUCAUAUAUAGAGAUUUGAAGUUAGACAACGUACUACUUGAUCACGAAGGGCACGUGAAAUUAACUGAUUACGGAAUGUGCAAGGAAGGCGUUAGAGAGGGUGACACAACCGCUACAUUCUGUGGCACUCCGAAUUAUAUAGCGCCUGAAAUAUUGCGGGGUGAAGAUUACAGUUUCUCUGUAGAUUGGUGGGCACUUGGUGUACUUCUGUAUGAAAUGCUUGCAGGUCGCAGCCCAUUUGAUAUCGCGGGCGCGUCAGAAAAUCCAGACCAAAAUACCGAAGAUUAUCUAUUCCAAGUUAUUUUGCAGAAAACAAUUCGUAUUCCAAGAUCGUUAUCGGUUAAAGCAGCAUCCGUGCUUAAGGGUUUCCUUUGCAAAGAUCCAAACGAAAGAUUAGGUUGUGGUAAAAGGCCAACUGCUUUUCUUGAUAUUGUUGCUCAUCCCUUCUUCAAAGCAAUAGAUUGGGAAAUGUUGGAGCAGAAACAAGUAACACCACCUUAUAAACCAAGAUUAGAUUCUGAUCGUGACCUAGCAAACUUCCCACCAGAAUUUACAGAUGAACCAGUUCAUUUAACACCGGAUGAUCCGAGAGUGAUCGACAAGAUUGAUCAAAGCGAAUUCGAAGGCUUUGAGUAUGUGAACCCAUUACUUAUGUCUUUAGAAGACUGCGUGUGACAAGAACCGCUUGUUAUUGUGCCACGUCAUACUCAAAAUCAGCAACAAUUACAGUCAUGUUACAUGUACGAAUUACAAGACAAACUUUCGAAGCUUCGAAUCGAUCCCCUAUUGAACAUCGGCUCAAGAAAUCGAGGU